UUAUGGUGCACCCUGUAAUAUUCUCUGCGUCAACCAUUUUAUUUCUUAUUAAAUUCCCCAAAAUUCACUCAUUUUUAUUUUUUCUCCUAUUUUCAUUUAAUUUAUACCCCUCAACAUUAGCAACACAAUCAUCAGAUGAUUUUCAAUUAUUUGUAACCAUUUUUGUUAUUUUAUUAAUUAUUGGUUUGGUUAUCUCAGCUGCUUUUGCUUUAUCCCUUUAUUUUUAUGUUUGGUAUAAAAGAAGGGAAAAUGUUGGGAAACAAAGUUUUAAUAAUUUAAAUGAGUAUUACAAACAACAACAAAAACAACAACAUGUUGUUAAGCCUGUUAAGAGGAGAGAAGCAGAAAAUGUUUUUUGGACAGAGGUAGAGUUGUAA
Messenger RNA from Meloidogyne enterolobii, 377 nucleotides. NCBI's taxonomy places the organism in Eukaryota, Metazoa, Nematoda, Chromadorea, Rhabditida, Meloidogynidae. The record is from the annotation of a GenBank genome assembly.